Messenger RNA from Oncorhynchus nerka (sockeye salmon), 999 nucleotides. It is a transcript of the gene cunh5orf63, whose product is annotated as chromosome unknown C5orf63 homolog. The record is from RefSeq and is a predicted model, not a curated record. Lineage: Eukaryota; Metazoa; Chordata; Actinopteri; Salmoniformes; Salmonidae. The transcript has 4 exons. The coding region runs from base 134 to 469 and encodes 111 amino acids.
AUAAAGCAUUAACAAGCAUUACAAGACAUUCAAUGCUGGACCAUAGCAAAAAAAAAUCCAUCUGGUUAAGAAGCAGCUCACCAACCUUCAGCUCUGGACAGACAACACACUUUCACUCAGAAAUAAACAGACAAUGCAUUUGGUCUUGCCGAGGACUCUCCACAGGACAAAGAGUUCUGCUCAUCUGCUUAGAAGACUCUUCUCCCAAAAGUACUUACCUACUUUAACGCUUUUUACCAAGGAUCCAUGCCCAUUGUGUGAUGAAGCAAAAGAAGUCCUUGAACCAUAUAAACACAGGUAUAUUUUUCUGCAGGUAGAUAUCACACUGCCGGAGAACCAAAUUUGGUGGGACAGAUACAAAUACGACAUCCCAGUCUUCCAUCUGAAUGGACAGUUUCUAAUGAUGCACCGAGUUAGCACUUCACUCCUGGAGAAACGGUUGGCUGAAGUGGAUGAAGAACAACAAUAAAAUGACUUUGCAAUAGUGUAGCCUUCUUAAAGCUAGAAUCCAGGUCACCCCACCUGUGUUUUGGUAAAGAGCUGAGGGAUGGGCACUAUAACCACGCUCAAAUUCAUGGACAGAGAUAUGGAUGCAAGGUCAGACCAUGCAUGAUAUUAAAAUGAUAGUUUUAACCAUUUUUUUUAGGCUAUUCAGUGUUUGUUUGCAUUUACAUUGUUUACAAUUAUUGGGAGUAAACUAAGCCUCUAUUUUGGGUUCUCAUGGAGUGUGACUGUUGAACAAAGCUCAUGAGGCAUUUAUAUAAGUUAUAUUCUUCAAAAAUUAAUGUAUAUAUAUAUAUCAUUAUUUUAUAGGUCCAAAAAUGAAAGUAGUAACUAAGCAUUCCAUCUUUAAAUAUACAGUUAAGGCCUACUGGCUCCCGAGUGGCCCAGCGUCAUCCGGGUUUGGCUGGGGUAGGCCGUCAUUUAAAAUAAGAAUUUGUUCCUAACUGACUUGCCUAGUUAAAUAAAGGUUAAAUAAAAAGUAUAUGUACAGUUGAA